AGAAAGUUUAUCUCUGCAUUGCCUGUGGGAAUCUGGGAUCUUUUCAUCUUUCUAUCUCGAGAUAUCUUUCUUUUCAGCUGGCUCUUGUUUUUCCGCCACUACUGUAGUGAAAUUGACGUACAUUACGUACAUUGCAAUUCAAGUCACAAAUUAGAAUCAUUCACUAGUAGCUUUACCGUUUCCCUAUAGAAUUCUUGAGUAGCUUUAGGACUUUUUGGUUCUUCCUCUUGAACCCUUGGCUUCUCCUCUGCAUUGAGAUUAGGUAGUUAUGCAUGAACAUGAUGUAUUCAGAUGAAGAAAAUGUUUUUCAAGGGAUCGCACCUGCAUUGCUUUCAUCCAAAUCUGCAGAUUAUCCUUCGUACGAUGUAUUCAGAAAUCACAGGGGACCAGAUGUUAAAAAGACGCUGGCGGAGGCAAUUUACCGGCAUCUGAGUGCCUUCAACCUCCGGGUGUUUUUAGAUCAGAAAGAAUUGCGGAUGGGAGAUUUCUUACCUGCGGCCAUACAGCACGCUCUCGCCUCUUGCAAGAUUCACAUUGCAAUCUUCUCCCCAGGAUAUGCGGAGUCACCGUGGUGCCUGGCGGAGCUGUCCUUCAUGCUUAAAACCAGGGCUAAAGUCAUCCCUGUCUUCUAUGAUGUGCAGCCCUCUCAGGCCCGCUACAUCCAAACUGGGCCUUACGCCAAAGCCUUUGAGGACUACCAUCGGAAGAAGAGAAUUGAUCUGCACAUCGUUGAGAAAUGGAAAGAGGAUCUGCACACGGCUUCCUUCUUUUCGGGUUUGGUUCACGACACAAGCAAACAUGAGGAGCACAUAUUGUUGAAGAGUAUAGUGAAUAGAGUGGUAGAGGAAGCAAAAGGAGAAGUGUUAGAAGUGGCCAAACACCCUGUGGGACUGGACAAAGCGCUUCAAGCUUUCCAAAAUACAAUAUUGGAGUGGGAUGAAGAGCAGGGGAGUCGUGUAAAAGUAGUGGGUAUUGUUGGAAUGGGGGGAUCCAGCAAAACCACUCUGGCCAAGAAGAUCUACAAUGAGAGGAGUUGGGCAUACAAGGGGCGCUGCUGCUUCUUGUCAGAUGUAAGACUGGAGGGCACCAAAAAUGGCUUGGCAUCUUUACAGAGAAAGCUUCUUCAGAAACUUGUGCAUUAUGACUGGCAAAUCGAAAACAGCAGCCAAGGAAAGGAAUUUUUGAGAAGCCGUCUGCAAAAUGAGGAGGUUCUAAUAGUUUUAGAUGAUGUGGAUGAUGAGGAGCAAAUCGAGGGUUUGCUAGUGAAGGAAGUGCUUGGGCGGGGGAGUUUAGUGAUAGUCACAUCUAGGGACAAAAGUGUGCUCACAAGCUGUGGAAUCUCUUUAUUUCAUGAGCUAAAAGGAAUGGCAGAGGCUGACGCCAAACAGCUCUUCUGCUGGCAUGCGUUUCUGCUGCCUGAUCCAUUACCAGGCUUCGAAUCUCUGGUUCAAAGUUUUUUGGUUGCAUGCUCGGGUUUACCACUGUCCCUGAAAGUCAUCGGAUCGCUCAUUUACAAAAAGAACAUUGACUACUGGAAUGGAACGCUGGAAAAAAUUGGCAAGCAUAUUUUGCCCAGUAAUAUAAUAAAAACACUGAAAAUCAGCUAUGAGGCCCUUGAUGAUAAAGAGGAGAGAGAGACAUUCCUGGACAUAGCUUGGUUUUUCUCCGGAGAAGAGAUAAAUGCGCUGGUGAAUAUAUGGGAGGGUUCAGGGUGGAGUAGUUUGCAGUGUCUUGAAAACCUUGAGCAGAAAUGCCUUGUUGAAUUUGUUCAUGAAAAGCGAGGAUACGGAGGAUACGAUAAUGAGGGGGAAGAGUGCGUGUUAGUCCGGAUGCAUGAUCACCUGAGAGAUAUGGGAAGAAGUGUGAUAGAUGAUCAAACCCCACCUACGCGUCUCUGGCGCCCUCUUGAUGUUCGCGAUUACUUGUCGCGCCGUCAACUUGGACUGAUUAUGGAGGUAAGAGGAAUAUGUGCAUCUCCAGCUCCAAAUGCAUAUGAAGGUGAGAGAAUGUGCUCUGUUGAUGUUGUUGGAAGCGCAUUGAAGCUGCUUGCAGCCCAGGGUGAAUCGGUCAUCACAGAAUUCAGUGAUUUGUCCAGAGAACUGCUAUGGCUUCGAUGGGAUGACUAUGGUGACGUAGAGUAUACCUGCAUUCCUUCUCACUUCUCCAUGCAAAAGUUGAGAGUUCUAGAGCUUUUAGAUGAAUAUAGUGACCUAGAGAGCUUGUGGCAGAAUGAUAAGCAGGCUCCUACACAGUUGCGCGAGCUAUCUGUACAGAGGCUCAGCAAAUUGCCAGAAUCAAUAGGCCUCCUUAAAUAUUUGAAAAAAAUAGUUUUAAGUGCAGGUUCAAUGAGAAGUUUACCAGAUGAGUUGUGUCACCUGAAAUCCCUGAAUCACCUUGACUUAAAUUAUUGUAUGGAAUUACAAUCGCUUCCAAAUCGAUUUGGCAAUUUCACAAACCUAAUCCACCUGGAUUUGACUCAUUGUUCCAGUUUGGAAACUCUACCAGAUUCCUUUAGUCAAUUAAUACAGCUUCAAUAUCUAUGCUAGUAUGACUGCCAUAAGAUGGUGCUCUCCACAGAUGUUCUUCGAAAUAUCCGGACGUUUCGGUACUUAGACCUGAGUUCUGUUACGGGUGAGAGCUUACCGACCCUUACAUGUCAAAGUUUUCUGACAAAUCUUUAUGUGUCAGUUUACCCCAAUCUCAAGAAUUUACCCACAGACAUAGGAGAUUUGGGCAAUUUAAGGGCUCUACAUAUACAAAGUGGGGUGUUAACGUCAUUGCCGUCUUCCCUGCACAAUCUCAGUUUGUUAAAAUCUUUGAAACUGAUUAAUUGUGCAAAUCUCAACUGCAUACCUGAGUCAAUUGGACAACUCAAAAAUUUGGAACAUUUAAAAUUACACGAAACAAAUGUAGAGAUUCUGCCCCAAGGAGUUGCAUGUCUGAUAAAUCUUGUAGAGUUGUCUGUAACCGCUAGCCCACUAGUCGAGAUCAUGCUUUCCAGCCUCAGACCCGCAGGAUAUGAAGAAAACAUUUUGAUUUUGCCACCUAAACUACAUUCCCCCAGCGCCAUGUCUCGACUUAAAUCCAUAAAUCUGCUUCGUACCAGAAUUGUGAACCUAUCCAUUAGUCAAGAGGUCUGCCCGAGUCUUGAAACUCUUAAAGCUCCAUGUUGUGAAAAUUUAGAGGAGGUUAAAGGGCUGCCAAUAACACUAGUAAACAUAGACCUGCAUGAGUGUAAAAGAUUGAAAAAGAUAUCAGGGCUUUCCAAGUUAACAAAGCUUAGAUACCUCAAUAUGCGUGAGUGCUUGGAAUUGCAAGAGCUGGAGGAUUUCUCUCAAUCGGCUUCCCUGGAACUCCUUAUAGCAGAUGGGUGUUGCAUGCUGAAAAAGAUGGACGGACUUAAGCAUCAGUCACAACUAAAAGAUAUACAAAUUGCAGCUUGUCAAACUAGUAUUUGGGAAGGCAUAGAAUGUUUUAAGAGAUUACCCCCCAAAGUAUCUAAUAUAACUUUGAAUAUGAAGAUCGUGGGUGGUGAUGCAACAGAGGUGGACUCAACUCUAUCGUCUUUCAGAUUUCCAGUCUCUGUACUUCAGUUUUCAAGUAAAUGGGUGUGCAAACUCGGAUUAGAGGAGGUGAGAUCCUGCAGUGCACUAAUCAUGCUCCUUUUCUGCAAAAGCUCAGAAGAAAGUGGUGAUCCCAAGAGGGAGGUCUUAUGGUUGGGAAAUAAAUAUUCCAUUCAACAGUACCAGGUAACUCUCAGGACUGAGAGCCAAUGUGAGUGGAUAAUUAUGAGCCUUUUUACAAGAGAAUCCGCUUUUAUUGAAGACCUAAAGAUAAUUAAGGUUGAAGAUGACAUGGGUGUGUAUGCACAUGCUCCUUUUGAAAACAAGAAUGGCUGGGUGAUAUUCUUGAGAGAGGGAGAGGAAUGGAAAACGAGAGAAAUUUGGGAUAAGCUCUUCACAUAUGCCUACUCCAAACGACCAUUACUAUGAUGUAGUUUUCUAGUAAUCCUAAUUGCCACUUCUGGCUGGAUUGUCAAGCCAAAAAUCACGUUUGGAGGCAUUUUCUCAUAAACUCUAGCGAUAAGUGGAAAGCAAUUAACUUGGCAAUUCGAAUUGCAUGGAAUAUUAAUCUAGUCUUUAAAAUUUUACAAUUACAAAUAUAGGUAGCAAAUUAGGUGGUUUUCAUCUUUAGUCAAUACAAAAUGCUUCCUACCUUUUG
Cryptomeria japonica (Japanese cedar) is the source of this 4221-nucleotide messenger RNA. Its product is annotated as disease resistance protein RPV1. The coding region runs from base 273 to 2546 and encodes 757 amino acids. Gene Ontology annotation, molecular function: ADP binding. The transcript is spliced from 5 exons. The record is from RefSeq and is a predicted model, not a curated record. NCBI's taxonomy places the organism in Eukaryota, Viridiplantae, Streptophyta, Pinopsida, Cupressales, Cupressaceae. Gene Ontology annotation, biological process: signal transduction; defense response.